CUUCAAGAUCACAUUCAUCAAUUCUGAGUUCAACCAUGAGCGUGUUGUUGCUUCCUUGUCCCAGAACGGUGGUGAUGGAAUGGAAGGGAUCCAGAUGGUUUCCUUUCCAGAUGGAUUGGCACCUGGUGAAGACCGUAAUACUAGUCUCCAAAAGAAGAUUGAAGGCAUCAUGAGGGUCAUGCCUGGAUGUUUGGAGGAACUCAUAAAACAGAUAAACGCAUCAGGAGGUGACCGGGUUACAUGCGUCAUCACUGAUGGGGGUAUGGGGUGGGCUCUUGAAAUGGCGCAAAAGAUGGGCAUCCGAUCGGCUGCUUGUUGGCCUAUGUCUGCUGCGCUGCUUGCAUUAUCUCUGAGCAUUCCCAAGAUGAUCCAGGAUGGUAUCAUCAAUGCCGAUGGAAUGCCGGAAAGGAGAGAGCCCUGACAUGCCAUCUUUGAACACAAGCCAACUUCCAUGGAAUUGUGUCGGUGAUCUCGAUCCAGAAGGAGUCUUCUUCAAGCUCAUAGUUAGUAAUUGUCAAGCAAUAAAGCAUGCUGAAACAAUCAUUUGUAACACCUUCUAUGACCUUGAGUCACCAUCAUUCACCCUCUUUCCAAACUUGCUGCCUGUUGGACCAUUAAUCACAAGCCAACAGUUUGGAAAGGCAGUUGGGCAUUUCUGGCAAGUGGAUACAACCUGCAUGAGUUGGCUCGAUGAGCAACCUGCUAACUCUGUCAUCUAUGCAGCAUUUGGGAGCACAGCAGUCUUCAACCAGCACCAAUUCAAGGAGCUUGCACUUGGGCUUGAACUCUCUGGCCGUCCAUUUCUGUGGGUCGUAAGACCCGAUCUCGCAGAUGGGAUGGAUGAUGCCUGGUUAGAUGGGUUUCGAGAUCGAGUUAAAGGCCAGGGAAAGUUGGUAGGAUGGUCUUCUCAACAGCAGGUACUGGCUCACCCUUCCAUUGCUUGCUUCUUUUCUCAUUGUGGUUGGAAUUCAACAUUGGAAGGGGUGACUAAUGGAGUCCCUUUUCUCUGCUGGCCUUGCUUCACCGAUCAGUUCCUCGACCAAAGCUAUAUUUGUGAUGUUUGGAAGACUGGUUUGAGCAUAGAUCCUGAUGACAAAGGAUUUGUUCCAAGGGAACAGAUCAAAGAGAAGGUGGACCAAAUAUUUUUGAAUGAGGAAAUGAAGGCCAGGGCCUUAAUGUGGAAGGACAUUACUUAUAGGUGUACUAGGGAAGGAGGGUCUUCCUAUAAGAAUUUCAAGAGCUUUGUCGAUUCCAUGAAAGAAUAAAAAGCUCUUUUUCUCAAUAAUAAGGCACAUGGAUCUUUGGUGUUUGCUUCAUCCAACUCAAAAUUAAGGUCUGAUGAAUGUGCUAUGCAGCAUUUAGAGACAGCCAAAGAAAUGGUCAAUGUAUUUAUUGAUAGUUAAGUAUCAUUCUUCCUUCUGCACUGUGGUAGAUUUUGUUUGGGAUAGGGUCUUUGAGGGAAAUACUAUGAUCUAGUAAACUGCUUUGUGGAUUUGAUUU
This is a messenger RNA of Elaeis guineensis (African oil palm), 1500 nucleotides long. The record is from RefSeq and is a predicted model, not a curated record. NCBI's taxonomy places the organism in Eukaryota, Viridiplantae, Streptophyta, Magnoliopsida, Arecales, Arecaceae.